CGGUGUUUGUACGGCACGUCCAGCAUUUAACCUAAUUUACAAACUUCCGUUCUAAGCGUCCAUUGUACCAGAUUGAUGCCGCCAGAGAAACGUUAAUUCAACGAAUAAAAAAUCCAUUGCAAUCAUGAAAUUAGUCAGGUUUUUGAUGAAACUUAGCCAUGAAACUGUCACAAUAGAGUUGAAAAAUGGAACACAAGUACAUGGGACAAUAACAGGAGUUGAUGUUAGUAUGAACACACAUCUAAAAGCUGUCAAAAUGACAGUAAAGAACAAAGACGCAGUGCAAUUGGAUUCAUUAAGUAUCCGUGGAAACAAUAUCCGAUACUACAUUCUGCCAGACAGUUUACCUCUUGAUACAUUGUUAAUAGAUGACGCUCCAAAAGGCAGAUUUAACAGCAGAGGUAGACGUGAUGACAGAGGAGGUCGAGGAGGACGUGGUGGUCGUGGUGGUGGCAGAGGUCGUGGAGGUGGACGAGGCGGUAGAGGACGAGGAAGGGGUCGUCGUUAAAACAACAUCAUUUCCAGCAUCUCACAUCAUCAUUCUUUGUUAAUAAAUGUUGUUGAUCAUCAUAUUUGACUCGUAACUCAAGAGCAUAAAGUUAAGCGGAACUUAUUUCAUUCUUGACAUUAAGUUUCCUCCUAACUCUAUGCACUUUUUAAGCUCAUAAAGAAACAUAGUGGUCCAAGUUGUAGUUACUGUUUCUAGUGUGUAAUUGAACAAGAAGUAUGACACAAGAUAGACAUUGUCGGUGAAGACGGCUGUUUUCUAUUUUUAAUGCACACAAGGUGAAAGAAAAAGACCCAAGUUUUAAAAACAAAGGUGAAAUGUUUAAGGGACACCAGCUUUAAAAUCAUUUGGAAAAAAACUAAAGAAGUAACUAUGGAUAUCAGUUUAAGAGUUAGUUGUAUCUUAAACUUAGAUAAAUUUACAGAUCAAAAGCAUUUACAUUUCAAACUUUCAUUUCCAUCGUCAUUAUUUGUACGACUUUAUUUCUCAUUUUGGUCUUUACAUUGAAGAGGUUUGUGUUCUUGCGAUGUUAUGUAAGAGAAGUGUGUGUGAGAGAGAGGGAUUGUAAAUGUACCACUUCAGUAAGAAGGCAGCAGAAUGUUAUAUUUAGACUCGUAACGUUUGGUUAGGAUAAUUUUCUACACUUUCACGGACAUGCUGUUUUAGCUCAAAGCAAACUUGUAAUGUUAUUUUCUUAUAGCUUUCAACAGGACAUGGUUUCUUGUCUUAAUUGAUAGUAUUUCAUCCAACUUUCACCAUCAAAAGCAGCAAUAAACUUAACCACAGGAAAAGUGAUUUUGCUAUGAAAUGACUUAGUAACUGUACAUUGCUGAAACUGAUAAUGGAGUUAUAUACACAAUGAUGUUCAGAAUGAAACAAAUCAUGGCUAUUUUUAAGAAUUUUGUUUAUUUUGGGAUUAUAAUUCUGAUUCCCAGCUUAGAGAACUGUUUGCAAUGAACUCCAGAAGUUCUCAAGAGGGGAAAAAAUUAUAAUAUUCGCAUAGUACAGAGAGAAAAUUCCCAUUAAAACUUACAUUUGCAAGGGAUUUUACAGGAGGAAAAGGUUCAUUCCUCGUUAUUUUAGUGGGCUUGUACGAUUGUUUUGAUUUUUAUAUUGUGGAAGUAAACUUUGUAUAUAGAGUAAAAAAGCUAACAAAGGUA
Molecule: messenger RNA, 1668 nt
Organism: Mercenaria mercenaria
Lineage: Eukaryota; Metazoa; Mollusca; Bivalvia; Venerida; Veneridae
Product: small nuclear ribonucleoprotein Sm D1-like
Exons: 4
Coding region: 125-508 (127 amino acids)
Biological process (GO): RNA processing; spliceosomal snRNP assembly
Cellular component (GO): U4 snRNP; U5 snRNP; spliceosomal tri-snRNP complex
Molecular function (GO): RNA binding
Source: RefSeq, a predicted model, not a curated record